Messenger RNA from Caenorhabditis elegans, 483 nucleotides. RefSeq names its product transcellular chaperone signaling (x)cross tissue (gene txt-12). The record is from RefSeq and is marked reviewed. Lineage: Eukaryota; Metazoa; Nematoda; Chromadorea; Rhabditida; Rhabditidae. The transcript has 4 exons. The coding region runs from base 180 to 416 and encodes 78 amino acids.
AGCAGGUCUCAUCAUUUCUAACGCAUCAUAUUGACAAACUCUUUUUUAAACCGUUUCUUUCUCUCCUUCUUGUGUGUGAGCAGACUGGGUAAAGCUCUCUGACCGCAACGUAUUUGUACACACACAAAGUUACGGCAAAGUAAAGAUUUGGCAAUUAUCUUCCCUUUUUGUGUGCAGGAAUGAAAUUUCAAACUAUGAUUUGUGUUGUGAUAAUUGGAAUGGCUCUGGUUGCACCUUCGAUUGGCUAUAUCAUUCCUGGAAUGAAGAAGCGACAAGUUGAUAUGAGGGGAAUCAGUUUAUAUGGAAUAGAUUCCUAUUCGAUGGCCCAGCAAGAAGCUCAACGUCAACACUACAUCAAUCCGAAACCCAACUAUGUCACCGAGUUCUACCCAGUCUAUGACUUUGGACGACGCUAACGUUUUUCGUAUUUUGACCAUCGAAUGUUGGCACAAUCACACUUAAAACAAAUAAAUGAACUUUUCU